Messenger RNA from Lobosporangium transversale, 1104 nucleotides. Its product is annotated as armadillo-type protein. The transcript is spliced from 3 exons. Gene Ontology annotation, cellular component: cytoplasm. The record is from RefSeq and is a predicted model, not a curated record. NCBI's taxonomy places the organism in Eukaryota, Fungi, Mortierellomycota, Mortierellomycetes, Mortierellales, Mortierellaceae. The annotation marks the transcript as partial. Gene Ontology annotation, biological process: post-transcriptional regulation of gene expression. Gene Ontology annotation, molecular function: mRNA 3'-UTR binding.
GUUGAUCGUAUCCUCCAGGCAACAGACCAACAGGCAUCGAUUCAUCUCCAACAAAAGCUCAAGACCUCGGCUCCAGAGCAAAAAGUCCAAAUCAUUGACGUGAUUUUGCAUCAGGCAUAUGCAUUGAUGUCGAAUCGGUUUGGUAAUUUCUUGAUCCAAAGGUGUUUUGAGUUUGGAACGCCUCAGCAAAUUGAUGCGCUUGCACAGGCAAUGCGAGGUAAUAUCUUGACGUUGGCCUGUGAUGCUUUUGGGUGUCAUGUGGUCCAGAAAGCACUUGAUUAUGUGGAGGAAGAUUGUAAAGCCCGGAUUGUGACCGAAAUGUUCCGAAGGAUACGAGAGACCAUCGUUCAUCGGUAUGCAUGCCACGUUUGGCAAAAGAUCUUUGAAAUCCGAUGGACAGAUGCUCCACCAGCAGCGAUGACUUAUGUGAACAAUGCAGUGGCUGGGCGAUGGGCCUCUGUAGCUGUAGAUGAGACUGGAAGUUUGGUAGUUCAAAAUAUUUUUGAAAAUUGUGCCGAACAUGAUAAGCGGCCUGUUCUGACCGAGAUCCUUCAAUCAGUCAAUACUAUUGCCAAAGGGCAGUGGGGCAACUGGGUGAUUCAGCAUAUCCUUGAACAUGGUAUACCUCAAGAUCGCGCGACGGUGACACAAAGGAUCUUGGAGGAUGCAGUGGCUUUGUCAUUGGACCAAUAUGCGUCCAAAGUUGUGGAGAAGAUGCUCCGAAUGGCUGGGGCUAAAGUCAUGAAUCAAUACAUUCAAAUUGUUUGCAACGGUGUCCAAGGCCACCCACGAAUCCCCUUGAUUGAUAUUGCAGCAGACCAGUAUGGAAAUUAUAUCAUUCAGUAUAUCCUAACGAAUGCGGCACCGCAUCAUCGAGAGACUUGUGCAACACUAAUCAAACGACACAUGGUUAGCCUGCGUGGAUCUAAAUACGGUCAGAAGGUGGCCUUCAUGGUGGAGCGAUGGAAAGGGAACUCAUUUGGGAGUGGAAACAAUAAUAGCAGCAAUAACAAUGGAAACAAUGGUAACGGCGGUGGAUCCAAAUCAGUAUCAGGAUCGAGCCUUGAAGGAGGAAAUGGAGGCAGUGGACGGCGCAGAUGGUGA